This is a messenger RNA of Sesamum indicum (sesame), 2716 nucleotides long. NCBI's taxonomy places the organism in Eukaryota, Viridiplantae, Streptophyta, Magnoliopsida, Lamiales, Pedaliaceae. The record is from RefSeq and is a predicted model, not a curated record.
CAUGGAAGAAGCGAAGAAAAAUAUGUAUGCAUUUAGUACCACCACAUACACUGGGUUCCAAUGCACUGUAUCUGAAGAGACAUCUGAGAAAUUCAAGGGUCUCCCCGGUGUUUUAUGGGUCUUGCCUGAUUCGUAUAUAGAUGUUAAGAACAAAGAUUAUGGAGUUUUCUUCUUGUCUGCCGUUUUUGUAGGUAAGAAGUGGCAUGUGACUGUGAAAAUUGAAUUGCUAUAAGUGGACGAUAUUAUGUCUUUUUAUAGCUUGAAUUGGUGAGUUUUCGAAAGACGGGAGGUUGAUUAAGCUUAACAGUUAUCACAUCUCGAGCCUGGUCUAUGGUUCUUAUUGUCAAUUUUCAGUCCCUGUGACCUGCUCUGCAGCUGUAAUAGGAGAUGUAUUAAUCAGUGCUUUGUGAGUAUGUAAUGCUGAACUUGUCAGUCAUGGUUCUAUGAUCAACUCCUCGAAAUUCCUCAUACGAAUGGUGCUGUACUUAUUUCUUUUAACCUUUCUGUUCGACUUUGAUAUAUAAACUAUGAGAGAUUUUAUUUAAUGGGAGGUUAAGCUAAUCAUAGAUUUGGCUUUGAGCCUGUGGUGGCGGUUGUUAAAUCGAUCAUUCUUGUUUUCAACCUGUCAUCUAUGAUCAGUAACCAUGAUGCAGCAGUGUAGAUCCCAUUGGAGUAUCAAAAUUUGAGAUGUCGGCCAAUUGCAUAUUGCUUGCUAGUAGUAAUUGAGCCUCGCCAUUGAUCUCCCAUCUGGAAGCUAUAAACGGUGGUUAUUUCAUGUAUAUCCUAACAACAUUUAACAACUUUGAUCCUACCAUUUCUAAAUUCUUGGCAGCAAAAUCAAACCCUACACCGGAAAAUCGUCAUUGUUCACGUGGCUGAAAUGGCCUGUGUAAAAGAUGGCUGAAGUUGGAAUGUCGUUAUUAUUAUGAUCUUGACUUCUUGGCCUUGCUUGUAGAGCAAAACAAUGGAGCACAUGCUCUUUGUCUUCAAACAAAUCACUAACUUCUCCACUCAAAUUUCUCUGUUUUUUCCUUAAAAAACUCAACAGUGAAAUCACCAAACAAUCUGCUGAUCUUUCUUUGCAUCAAAUGGAUAAGAAUCAACUGGCAGAUAUUAAAGCUACUUUCUAGCUAACAAAUUUCACUUCCAUUAUUUCAGAGCCUAACCACCACCCUCCAGCCCCCUUUGUCCCUCCAUUCUUGAUAAUCCACCCUGCAAAUGUAUUAAAUUUCCUUGUAUGAUUCCAUAUUGACGGAGAUCUACAGGUUGAUUUGUGGCAUAAUGGCCUUCUACGCCUACAAGGGUGAUGUCGAUGACUGCUAUUGGACUCAUUACAGUAGUGGUUCCCAUUAUGAUUUUCCUUCAGCUCCAAUUCAAGCCUCAGAACAGUACUCUUCUCCGUAUGAAUUUGGUGAGCCUGAAUUAUUUAAGUCUUCUUCUGAUUACCAUAGAGAUUAUUCGUUUGCAACUCCACCAGAACUGAAUUACUCUGUGUACACCUAUACUGGGCCUCAGACAGUGCACUAUGAGCCGAUUGAAUAUCAUAAUUCUUACAAUUAUUACCAGUGCUCCGUAAAUCCAUCAGAAAUAAACUAUAGUGAGCCUAAAUUUCUCCAAUAUGAGCCACCUCCCGAUGAUUGGUGUUACUUUCGUUCAGAGACAAAGUUCACAGUAUCUUCUUCUACGGUAGAGUUCAACGAACCUGAAUUUGAAGAAUAUGACCCCACUCCUUACGGUGGAGGUUAUGAUCCUGCUACAACCUACGGUAAGCCGCUUCCUCCUUCGGAAAUCACCUGUUAUCCUCGGUCCGUGCCAAAAUCUGACGCCACAUCCUUGGAAAGUUUCUCGUAUGGUUCAAUUCCUUCACCAUAUGGUAAAGAAGAUGAUCUCCCAACGAAGCCUCCCGAUGGAAGCAAACCAAUAGACGCCAAAACAGACGAAAAACCCAGUGUUGAAACUGGAGACAAGGUUACUAGUGAUGGAGCGGAUGGUGGAAGAGUUGAGCCAACAGACGUGAAGCCGAAUGAUGAUACUCCAUCUUAUGAACAUCAAGACGGGUUUCAGAACGGAAUAAGAGGAGGUUAUGGUUAUGGUUAUGAAAGUGAGAGGCAGGUGGGUCAAAUUCCGUAUGGAUCUGGUUUGGAAGCUAUGGACCUUUGUGAAAGUAUCUUUGGUUACUGGCCCUGCUUAGCCAAGCAACAGCAGCAAAGACGCAAGUGUCGAGAAGCUUGUCAUCAGGAAAGAAUAAUGGAUCCAUGUAAAAGCGUCCUGGAUUAUCUUUUCGGGAGUUCAGGAGUGUAUGAUUACGAAAAUUAUAAUCAUCAGUGGCAGGCUGAUCGAUACGACUGUUAAGACAAUUCGCGGCUACAAUAACCACACUGGAAUUCCGGCGGACUUCUGGGUAUGAGGUCAUCUUGUCUUUCACUGCGUUUAGUUUUUUGCUUGAAUCCCUGUGUACUGAUUAUCACUCUAAGAAGAUCUCGAAACCAUUUUUAUUUUCCGGCAGUCUGAGCAGCUCCCCUGGAUUUACUGAUCCAAAUGUGGGAAGCAGAAUCAGUAUGUCGUAUGAUUACUUGAAAGAAUGCGGCUUGCAACGCUAAUGUCGGCCCAUAAACAAAGUUGUGGUACAUCUGAAACGAACAAGUCCAGUGGAAAUCAAUGAUUGUAUCCCGGCAAAGGGGAAAAAUGCAAUUUUGUCCUUGUGAUAUUUUAAAAA